AUGAAGUCCUUCGUAGCCGGAGCCCUCGCUCUCGCGGGUGCCGCGUCCGCCCAGCAGAGCGCCUGGGGCCAGUGUGGUGGCCAGGGAUGGACCGGCCAGACGACCUGCGUUGCGGGCUCGACUUGUGUGGUGCAGAACCCCUGGUACUCGCAGUGCCUGCCGGGCACCGCCGCUCCUCCUCCGGCCAACCCGACGACGACGUCGACUCGGGCCGCGACGACGUCGACUCGGGCCGCGACGACGUCGACGCGGGCCACGACAACUCUCGUCACAUCGACGACGCGCGCCGCGCCUCCCCCGGCCACGACGACGGCGGCGGCGCCCCCCACCACCGGCGGCGCCUACGUCAAGACCAACGGCCUGCUCUUCAACAUUGACAGCGUGUCCAAGUACUUCCCCGGCACCAACUGCUACUGGUGCUCGGUGGGCGGGCUCUCCAACGCCGACACGGACCUUGUGUUCAACAACCUCAAGGCGAACGGGCUCAAGAUCCUCCGCGUCUGGGGCUUCAACGACGUCAACUCGAUCCCGGGCUCCAACACGUACCGCCGCUUCGUCCAGGCCGUCGUCAGCCGCUACACGACGAGCAAGGCCAUCUUCGCCUGGGAGCUCGCCAACGAGCCCCGCUGCAACGGCUGCAGCACCGACGUCAUCUUCGACUGGGCCAAGAGCGCCUCCGAGUACGUCAAGAGCCUCGACCCCAACCACCUCGUGACGCUCGGCGACGAGGGCCUCGGCAUUGCGGGCGACUCGAGCUACCCCUACCAGUUUGGCGAGGGCACCGACUUUGCCAAGAACCUCGCCAUCAAGACGCUCGAUUUUGGCACCUUCCACCUCUACCCCGGAUCUUGGGGUGUCUCGUACGACUGGGGCAACAAGUGGAUCAAGGACCACGCCGCCGCCUGUGUCGCGGCCGGCAAGCCCUGCUUCUUCGAAGAAUACGGCGCGCCCAACAACCACUGCGCCAUCGAGCGUCCCUGGCAGCUGACCUCCGUGGCGACGCCCGGCAUGGCCGCCGAUGCCUUUUGGCAGCUUGGUGAUACGCUGAGCUAUGGCAAGUCGCACGAUGACGGCAACACCAUCUACACCAACACGGACGACUGGACGUGCCUUGUCACGAACCACGUUGCCGCGCUUGGUUAA
This is a messenger RNA of Verticillium dahliae VdLs.17, 1143 nucleotides long. Its product is annotated as mannan endo-1,4-beta-mannosidase. The coding region runs from base 1 to 1143 and encodes 380 amino acids. The transcript is spliced from 5 exons. Gene Ontology annotation, cellular component: extracellular region. The record is from RefSeq and is a predicted model, not a curated record. Gene Ontology annotation, molecular function: hydrolase activity, hydrolyzing O-glycosyl compounds; cellulose binding. NCBI's taxonomy places the organism in Eukaryota, Fungi, Ascomycota, Sordariomycetes, Glomerellales, Plectosphaerellaceae. Gene Ontology annotation, biological process: carbohydrate metabolic process.